CUGAACGCAUCUAGCAACUAAACUAGAUUUACUUUUUGUUAGUUUCCAUUUGUAAAUCAAAAUUUCACUUGGACAGAAUGCACUGCAAAAUCUUUUUAGUCUCUGUUAUCGUUUCCCUUGGAUUCCUGACCAUUGGUGAAGGAAUGAGUCUUAGAGGUCUGGGUGUAGAUCCACGCUGUCGCUGCAUUGAAACUGAGAGUCGACGCAUUGGAAAACAGAUAGAGAGUGUGGAGCUCUUCCCUCCAAGCUCACACUGUAAAUACACAGAGAUCGUUGCCACCCUGAAGAUAUCUGGGAAAGAGAUCUGUCUGGACCCUACUGCACCCUGGGUUAAGAAGGUCAUUGAGAAGAUCAUUGCCAACAAAGCCUCAUGAAUGUCAAGGUCAUCUGUGAAGUUGAGAAUGAAGAUAUGAAUGAUAUGGCCACAUCUGACAUUUUAACCUGUACCGAUGGGCACAGUCCUACUUUUUUAUGUUUAAAACAGUUUGUUCAAUACUGAGUGUUGUUCACAUAAGUGUUGAGUGUUGUAUUUAUAUUUAUGUAUUUAUUUAUUAUAUU
Molecule: messenger RNA, 558 nt
Organism: Sinocyclocheilus grahami
Lineage: Eukaryota; Metazoa; Chordata; Actinopteri; Cypriniformes; Cyprinidae
Product: interleukin-8-like
Exons: 4
Coding region: 78-374 (98 amino acids)
Biological process (GO): immune response; defense response; chemotaxis
Cellular component (GO): extracellular region
Molecular function (GO): chemokine activity
Source: RefSeq, a predicted model, not a curated record